ACCCAAGGGCCUCUUCCACCUCCGAGGCAUGGCACCCUCUUGACCUUUGUUCCUGUGCAGUUUAUAUCCCUGUUUUGCAGCAGCUGCAGAAAGGGAGGCCGGGGCACAGCUCGGGAGUGCCACUUACUGGCAGCCUGGAGCCAGGAGCCUGGCAUUCCCAGCACCAGACAAAGGCCAGUUGAUCUUUGACCCCCGCCCCCCCCCAGAAGCCUUGGCCCUGCCUCUGCCCGCCUUUCUUUCUUCCCUGCUGGCCUCUCCCUCUGCCCUCGCUCCUCAUUCCCUGGCUUUCCUGCUCCGACUGGCAAUUUUUCCCAACUCUUUGCCCAAACCAGUCCUUCCAUGCUGUCUUCAAGCCCUACUUCCUGCACAUCUCCCAACCCGGACAAGGAGAAUCCAAGUAAGAAGGUCCAGUGGGCUUCUGGGAGGAGGAGGAGGACAUCAUCCACGGACUCCGAGUCAAAGUCCCAGUCCGACCCCUUCCGACCCCGGUCCCGGAAACCCAGCCGGCUGACGGUGAAGAUCAACCAACUUCUUCAGAGCCUGAGAUCGACCUGGAGGCUCUCAUGGAACUACCCACAGAGGAGCAGAAGACUCAGUUGGAGGCUAUUCUCCAAAACUGCCCCCGCCCCACAGAGCCUUUUAUCUCUGAGCUGCUCAGUCAACUCAAGAAACUUCAGAGACUCAGUCGACCUCAGAAAUAAGCCUUGUGAGACUAGCUUCAUCAGCCUCAGCACUGCCCAGUCUGCCCUGAACCCCUGGAUCCUCGGCUGGGUGGGAAACAGCUCCUUGGGACCCAGAAGAGGAACAUGGAGAAUGAGGAGGGACAUUUGAACACCACUGUCUAUGUGCAGUCACAGCUGGCUCCUGUCAGCUGCACUGUCUGGGAGGCAGUCAUGGCUGUUGCCCAGUGCUUUCCCAUCAGCCAAGUGGAUAAAACCUUCAGGAGCCCCA
Messenger RNA from Cervus elaphus (red deer), 951 nucleotides. It is a transcript of the gene PPP1R14D, whose product is annotated as protein phosphatase 1 regulatory inhibitor subunit 14D. Lineage: Eukaryota; Metazoa; Chordata; Mammalia; Artiodactyla; Cervidae. Gene Ontology annotation, biological process: regulation of phosphorylation. The transcript has 4 exons. The record is from RefSeq and is a predicted model, not a curated record. Gene Ontology annotation, molecular function: protein serine/threonine phosphatase inhibitor activity. Bases 340 to 831 code for a protein of 163 amino acids. Gene Ontology annotation, cellular component: cytoplasm.